Messenger RNA from Sycon ciliatum, 1708 nucleotides. RefSeq lists its product as uncharacterized. The record is from RefSeq and is a predicted model, not a curated record. The coding region runs from base 317 to 1219 and encodes 300 amino acids. NCBI's taxonomy places the organism in Eukaryota, Metazoa, Porifera, Calcarea, Leucosolenida, Sycettidae. Gene Ontology annotation, molecular function: ATPase activator activity. Gene Ontology annotation, cellular component: sodium:potassium-exchanging ATPase complex. The transcript is spliced from 6 exons. Gene Ontology annotation, biological process: potassium ion import across plasma membrane; intracellular potassium ion homeostasis; intracellular sodium ion homeostasis.
UCUCCUGCUGCCUGUCGACCUGGUCGACCGAACACGAACUGACGAAGUCGUAGCCGUAGUAGGCCGGGGUAUGCUGCGCUUUCUCUGAUCCUGCCCACUGAGCGGUCAUGCUAUUUUUGCACAAUUAUUUCAACCUAUCCGGAGUUGAGCAUCUAAGUCCUGCAUGCGGUUGUCGUUGAUUGACUGAACCGCUGUUUCGUUCCUUUUUUAUUUCCACAGUGGAAGCCUUUUCUUUACUGGACCGCUGUUAGUUCGGAGACAGAGCGGAACAGACUGAUCACUUCAAGUAUCGGACACUGUUCCUCGGGAGAAAGCCAUGGCUAGCAGCAACAGAUCUCAAGUCGCUGCUGCUCCCGGGACCAGCUCCAGCGGGGUGCAUCAGCGUGUACCUGAACACGACGGGGACGAGGAAGAAAUUGAGGAGGAGACGUUCUGGGAAACGCGGAAAUAUGACCUUCUGGAGCAGAAAGAUCGAUUCGUGGACUUUGCAUGGGACCCAGUCAAUAGAACUGUUCUUGGGCGUGACAAGAAGAGUUGGGGUGAAAUUGGAAUUUUCUACUUCAUCUUCUACGUAUGCUUGGCCGGUUUUUGGAUUGCAGCCCUCAUUCUGUUCCUGGAGACUGUACCCGAACAGGUACCCAAGUAUACCAACCUCAUAGAUCGACCAGGUUUGAAUCCUGCUGCCACAAAGAUGAGCGUUUCAGUAGGUGGUUUGAACGCGAAUCUGAAAUCAGCCACUGCUGCAUUUUUGGAAGGAUCUUUCUACAACGUGACAAAUACUACGGAGAUGAGUAUCUUGAACAGUGGCCUGGCGUCGGGUUGCAACCUUGAUGAGAUGUCCAGGGACCGUACUAUCUGUAUGUACAUAGCUGUAAACAGGGUGUAUGAGUGGGCGCCAGAUACAUCAUCACUGGAUAUAACAUGCAAAUACAAAACCGAGAGCCUCAGAAUCAAGACGGGUGAAACUACUGAGGCAUACAGCAUGGGAUCUGCAGCAUUCAACAUUGUGCACAACUUCUUUCCAAGAGAGCUUUUCCUGGGUGACCACGUGCACUCUUUUACGACAGCCAACAAGAAAGCAAAUAUUUAUCGCAACCCUGUAACGAUUGUCGUCUUCCCCAACUAUCCCAACGGAACCCUCGGAACGGUUUCCCUGAUUUGUUCUGGGAAGAGCGAGCAACUGGACACUGAAGCUAAAUUCGAGCUUACCCUAGAGUGAGUAGAGAUGUACCAGUCCAACACAUGGAAAUAUGGCCCUGUAAUUUGCUGAGGCAUGUAUAAAAGAUGAUAUUCUUAUUAUCGCUUGCUGUUUUGACGACAUGAUAGGUUAUGUUUGGAAGAUGGCUGCUACUGGCUGUGGUCCAGGGUCGUAAAGCAAAGUGUUUACCCACUACUUUCAUAUACGUACAUAUCAAUAGGUGAAUGCUAGUUUGUGGCAGGUCCACCUGGCUUUCUCUGCUUACCUUCUAGUGUUAUUAGUAAUUAUUGCAGGACUCAUCGGUUUCAUGAGCAGGAAUGUGAUUUUCUAUAAUUGUUUUAAGUUGAAUUGCAACAGAUUUUUCUUCCAUGUCUAGGUGUAGAGAACUUCAAACCAGGGUCAAUUUAUUUGAAUUGUGCUGGUACACCGAGAAGGUAUUCUUUUUAGAUCCUUGCAUGUAUUUAUGCUGGACGGAAUAUGCAUUAAAAAAAAAAUCAAAUUGCCAGAGUA